Molecule: messenger RNA, 1929 nt
Organism: Aphidius gifuensis
Lineage: Eukaryota; Metazoa; Arthropoda; Insecta; Hymenoptera; Braconidae
Product: SET and MYND domain-containing protein 4-like
Exons: 5
Coding region: 77-1900 (607 amino acids)
Molecular function (GO): protein binding
Source: RefSeq, a predicted model, not a curated record
UUCUACAAAAAUUCACUAAAUUAAAUAAAUAAAAUUUUUUUUAGUUUAUUCAAGUAGAUAUCACCAAAGAUUAAACAUGUAUUUUAAUUAUCCUCCUGGUGAUGCUGUAAUUAUUGCUAGACGUCAAUUUUCACAAAAAACAACAUUUAAAGAUAAAUUCGAAGUGAUAUGGAAUUUUACAGCUUUAGAUAUAAAAAGAACUCAUGAAAAAGUUGACAAAACCAUUGCUAAUUCAAUACAUUGGCGUACAAUUGGUAACAAUCUAUACACUACUGUAAAAAAUAAUGAUUAUUUAAGCAAAUCAAUUGAAGCAUACACCAAAAGUAUUGCUUUUGCACCAGUUGGAUCCAAUGAAUUGUCAUUGGCUUAUGCAAAUCGUUCAGCUGUAUUAUUCAAAGCUAGACUCUAUCAAGAUUGUCUUCUUGACAUUGAACGUGCAUUGAAAUCAACAGGCUAUCCAGAUAAAUUAAAAACAAAAUUAUUUAUUCGUCAAUCAUUGUGCUUCAAGGCCUUGAAUCCAAACUCAAGGCUUGAACGAUGUAUAUCAAAUGCAAAUGCAAUUCAGUGGCUUCCUGAUUUAAUGGAAAGUUAUCCAAAUUAUAAUCUCAAAGAUGAAUAUUUAAAAAUGAUAAAUGCACUUGAAAAACCACGUGAUAUAAUUAAAUUUUCACCAGAAAUAAAAAAUAAUAAUUCAAUAAUAGUUGGUGGAUCUGAUGCAAUUGAAUUAAAUGAACAACAUAUUGUUGCAACAAGGGAUAUUAAAUCUGGUGAAUUUAUUUACAUUUCUAAUCCAUUUGCAACAGUUCUAUGUAAUGAAUUACGUUUUACUAAUUGUUGGCAUUGUUGUCGACAAACUUGGGUUGGUGUACCAUGUGAUGAAUGUCCAGUUGUUAUAUAUUGUUCACAGGAAUGCAAAGAUGCAGCUUGGAAUAGUUAUCAUAAUCUUGAAUGUUUAAUACUCGGACAACUUUUAAAAUACUCACAAAUGUCACCAGACUAUUUAUUAACAGUUAAAAUUAUUUCAAAGGCUAUCAACUCAGCAGGUGGUUUGAUUGAAUUGAAAAAAAAAAUUGACAAUAUUAAGGAAAACGAUGAAAUGAUAUUUACCAAUGGUAUUCUUGAUGUUAAUACUAUUGAUAAUUUUAAUCGUCUUGAUUAUUUUAAAGCAACAUCAACUGAGUGUACAUUUGAAUUAACAGCAGCUGUCGUAUGGAUUGUCACAAUUUUUGGUGAAAAAACAAAUAUAUUUGGUAAAAAAACAUCAUUGAAAGAUUUGCAUAAAGAUAAAAAUAAAAAAAUAUUAAUUUUAGGAGAAUUAAUAUUGCGAUAUUUAAUGACGGUUAAUCGCAAUGCUCAAUUUUUUAAAGAAGAUCUCAUGUGGUUACAUGUCAACAUACCAUUUCGUAAGUUAAUAAAAAAAAGCUGUGAUCCUAAUGUCGAUUGGGUUUUCUCGGAUUCAAACCUUGGAUUUUAUGCUACUAAACCAAUUAAGCAAGGAGAACCGUUACUUUCAAGUGUUGUUAGCUCAUAUCAUCUAACAACAAAAGUCAACCGUUACAGGGCAAUAGGACUUACGAAUGAUGAUCCUGUACCAUGUAAAUGUACAGCAUGUGUUGAAAAUUGGCCAACAAUAGAAUCUCUUCCAUCUUUUCUGAGCAUGAGGUUGCCAAUAAGAAUCAAGAAAGAAAUGAGUCAUAUGAUUCUAAAGUUAGAAAUGAUGCAAAAUAUCCUUUGUUAUGGAGAUACUAAAACAUUGUUAACCGUCAAGGAUAGUUUGAAUAGCAUGAAUGACAAGAUUCAUCAAUAUAUCACUUGUCCUUGUAGAGAAAAAUCAACAUUACAUUUAGCACUUCGAGGAUUUUAUUGUAAAUUACUGAAGAUUCAUCAUACUCUCAAGUAAUUAUUUUUCUAGUAGAAAAAAAAAACACA